Molecule: messenger RNA, 1476 nt
Organism: Nicotiana tabacum (common tobacco)
Lineage: Eukaryota; Viridiplantae; Streptophyta; Magnoliopsida; Solanales; Solanaceae
Source: RefSeq, a predicted model, not a curated record
AUGCUGGUUAAGUGUCUGCAUCAUGGCAUUCCAGAUAAGAUGUUGGGACAACAGUUUUACAUAAGAUUGGCGGAUAAUUUGAAAGCCAAUAUUGAUGCUUCAGUAGGUGGAGCAUUUUUGAGCAAGUCAUUUAGAGAAUGUAAAGUACUGCUAGAUAAAAUGGCUCAAAACUCAGGCUGGGUGACAAGAGACACUACAAUCACCCCUAUAGUUUACUCAGUAGCAUUGGACCCGAACAAUUCCAUUGCCGAGAAUAUGGCUACUCUGAUGAAACAAAUGAGUAUCCUCACCAAGAAGAUUGAUGAAUCAGGCCAGAAGCAAGGUAAAGUAGUACCUUACCAAAGGCAACAUGGAUACAGUCAACAAAAUCAGCAGCUAGCUUAUCAACAACCUCAACAGCAAGAACUAGUGAGACAAGAUGAUGGGUUGCCUGAAAUUAAAGGAAUGCUGCAGCAACUGAUUAGGUCUAAUGGAAAAAUGCAAGAGAAGGUGGAAGCACAUGAGUCAGCAAUAAAAGGCAUUGAGAUUCAAUUAAGGCAGAUAUAUGUUGCUCUGAAUAACCGUCCCCAAGGGACUUUACCUGCGGACACACAUGUCAAUCCGAAGGAGCAGGGCCCGAAUCAGCUUAUAGCGGUGAGCUUGAGAAAUGGUAGAGAUCUUGAUUUAGAGCAAGAAAUUGCUCGUGAGAGCCGGUCAACUGAAACACUUGUGACAUUGCCAAUUGAGUUAGAUGAGUCAACUGAGCUAAUAGAAGUAAGAGUGCAACCAGCCCAAGAGGAAAUAAACAAGGAAAAAGAGGUUGCAGAGGAGACUAAGAAAGUGCAAGAGAAGGCAUUAGAAAAAGUGCCUGAGCAAGAUCUAACUCAAGCUACAGGAAAGAAGCGACCUCCGACACCAUUACCGCAGAGGUUGGUUAAAUAUCAUAAGGAUGAACAGUACAAAAAUUUCAUGGAAAUGCUGAAGGAAAUUCAGACUUGUAGUGUUGUUGUGUCAAGACCUAUAGCUAAGAAGUUAUCCGACCCUGGAAGCUUUACAAUUCCAUGCACCAUAGGCAACUAUGCAAUUGCCAAAGCAUUGUGUGAUUUGGGAGCAAGUAUAAAUAUGAUGUCAUUCUCUAUCUAUAAGACGUUAGGCAUUGGAAGAGCAAGGUCCACAUCUAUGUUACUGCAGCUGGCUACCCGAACGGUGAAAAAGCCAUCAAGUUGGAAAAUUUGUGUUUCCAACAGAUUUUGUCAUUCUGGACUGCAAGACACGGUGGAUGUAAUCAUGGAGGAAGAUGAAGAGGCACUUAAUGCAAAAGACCCUCUAAUAGCCUACCUUAUGAACUUAGAAGAAGUAAAUGGUGAGGACUUGGUGGAAUGGGUGUUGGCUCUUCAAGGGCAAGGGUACUGGAAAAGAGAGCUUGAAUUCGAGCCUUUACACUCGGAAGAAAGAAAGAACCCUCCAGCCAAGCCAUCGAUCGAAGCACCACCAUAA